GAUACUGGGCUCGAUCACUCUCUCAGGCCUGUAUAACCCAUUUAUAUGCAUAAAUAUAGGGCACCUGUUUCUCAGUAAGACGCGAGAAGCAAAGCUAUUAGGAGAAUUAUAAGAAGAAGAUGAUUAUACCAGUUCGUUGUUUCACCUGUGGCAAGGUGAUUGGAAACAAAUGGGAUACGUAUCUUGAUCUUCUCCAGGCUGAUUAUGAAGAAGGAGAUGCUCUUGAUGCACUUGGUUUGGUUCGCUACUGCUGUAGGAGAAUGCUGAUGACUCAUGUUGACCUCAUUGAGAAGCUUCUGAACUACAAUACUCUAGAGAAAUCCGAGGGAAGCUGAGCCUGAAUUUCUGGUGGCAGUUGGAUUCUGUGGAGCUUUUGAAUUUGUGAUGGAAAAUAUUGAAGGACUAACUAGUAACUGCUGCUGUAAAACUGUUAUAAGAUGAUGCUUCUGUGACGAUUGUGUAAACAAUUUAUGAAAUAUUUGAAUAUUGUGUGCUGGCCCGUUUAUCUGAACAUUUUCUUUUGUAGUUGAUGUAUGGAAUUUUAUACCCUUUGCUUGCAAUGAUAAUGCAGUUGUCUA
This is a messenger RNA of Daucus carota subsp. sativus, 578 nucleotides long. RefSeq names its product DNA-directed RNA polymerase subunit 10-like protein. Gene Ontology annotation, cellular component: RNA polymerase I complex; RNA polymerase III complex; RNA polymerase II, core complex. Bases 120 to 335 code for a protein of 71 amino acids. The transcript is spliced from 4 exons. Gene Ontology annotation, biological process: transcription by RNA polymerase I; tRNA transcription by RNA polymerase III; transcription by RNA polymerase II. NCBI's taxonomy places the organism in Eukaryota, Viridiplantae, Streptophyta, Magnoliopsida, Apiales, Apiaceae. Gene Ontology annotation, molecular function: DNA binding; zinc ion binding. The record is from RefSeq and is a predicted model, not a curated record.